Molecule: messenger RNA, 3001 nt
Organism: Rhinopithecus roxellana (golden snub-nosed monkey)
Lineage: Eukaryota; Metazoa; Chordata; Mammalia; Primates; Cercopithecidae
Gene: LIPC
Product: lipase C, hepatic type
Exons: 10
Coding region: 308-1807 (499 amino acids)
Biological process (GO): lipid metabolic process
Molecular function (GO): apolipoprotein binding; triacylglycerol lipase activity
Source: RefSeq, a predicted model, not a curated record
UUCAGUUUUUCCACGCCUGAUGAGAAUUGCCGAGGCACAGCAAAGCCUGCAGCUUCCAUACCCGUCAUGAGAGCAAAUAACUUAUUCGUAAACCUAAGCACUUAAUUAACUAAAUGGAAAGCAAGGCAGUGAGUGAUUCCUGACAUGGCUGAAUUUAAGUCAAGCUGUGAAGCUCCAGGUACAGCCAGAAAUGGAGAUGGACAACUUGAACUGAACCCUGAGAGCUUCUAAAGGGCUUUGGACCACUGCUUCUCAGCAGUUUUUCUUAAAUUAGCAAGAAAGCCUGGACCCCGGGUGAAACGGAGAAAUGGACAUAAGUCCCCAGUGUUUCUCCAUUCUCUUGGUUUUAUGCAUCUUUAUCCAAUCAAGUGCCCAUGGACAAAGCCUGAAACCAGAGCCAUUUGGAAGAAGAGCUCAAGCUGUUGAAACGAACAAAACGCUGCAUGAGACGAAGACCAGGUUCCUGCUCUUUGGAGAAACCAAUCAGGGCUGUCAGAUUCGAAUCCAUCAUCUGGACACGUUACAGGAGUGCGGCUUCAACUCCUCGCUGCCUCUGGUGAUGAUAAUCCACGGGUGGUCGGUGGACGGCUUACUAGAAAACUGGAUCUGGCAGAUGGUGGCCGCGCUGAAGUCUCAGCCGGCCCAGCCAGUGAAUGUGGGGCUAGUGGACUGGAUCACCCUGGCCCACCACCACUACACCAUCGCCGUCCGCAAUACCCGCCUCGUGGGCAAGGAGGUAGCGGCUCUUCUCCGGUGGCUGGAGGAAUCUGUUCAAUUCUCUCGAAGCCAUGUUCACCUAAUUGGGUACAGCCUGGGUGCACACGUGUCAGGAUUUGCCGGCAGUUCCAUCGGUGGAACGCGCAAGAUUGGGAGAAUCACAGGGUUGGAUGCCGCGGGCCCUUUGUUUGAGGGAAGCUCCCCCAGCAAUCGUCUUUCUCCAGAUGACGCCAAUUUUGUGGAUGCCAUUCACACCUUUACCCGGGAGCACAUGGGCCUGAGCGUGGGCAUCAAACAGCCCAUAGGGCACUAUGACUUCUAUCCCAACGGGGGCUCCUUCCAGCCUGGCUGCCACUUCCUAGAGCUCUACAGACAUAUUGCCAAGCACGGCCUCAAUGCCAUCACCCAGACCAUAAAAUGCUCCCACGAGCGAUCAGUGCACCUUUUCAUCGACUCCUUGCUGCAUGCCGGCACGCAGAGCGUGGCCUACCUGUGCAGCGACAUGGACAGCUUCAGCCAGGGCCUGUGCCUGAGCUGCAAGAAGGGCCGCUGCAACACGCUGGGCUACCACGUCCGCCAGGAGCCGCGGAGCAAGAGCAAGAGGCUCUUCCUCGUGACGCGAGCCCAGUCCCCCUUCAAAGUUUAUCAUUACCAGUUCAAGAUCCAGUUCAUCAACCAAACUGAGACGCCAAUACAAACAACUUUUACUGUGUCACUACUCGGAACAAAAGAGAAAAUGCAGAAAAUUCCCAUCACUCUGGGCAAAGGAAUUGCUCGUAAUAAAACAUAUUCCUUUCUUAUCACGCUGGAUGUGGAUAUCGGUGAGCUGAUCAUGAUCAAGUUCAAGUGGGAAAGCAGUGCAGUGUGGGCCAAUGUCUGGAACACGGUCCAGACCAUCAUCCCAUGGAGCACAGGGCCCCGCCACCCAGGCCUCGUUCUGAAGACGAUCAGAGUCAAAGCAGGAGAAACCCAGCAAAGAUCUCCCAACAUGAUCAAUCUGGGAAGAUUAAACUGCUCGUUCCUCUUCUGCACUGAGCUCUUCUCACAUGACUGUUUGGCCCAUUGGAGCAGUGCUGCUUCUGAGCUCUGACCCUGCCUAUGUGCUCUUAGCUGGAGAGUAAUUCCUCAGUUUUGGUGGCUGCUCACCCUGACAAUCCCAUGUGGCUUGACCUGAAAGGUUGUCUAAAGCACAACACUACCCUGUCCACUGGGGCACACCCAUGUGGUACGGAAGAAGAAAUGAGGAGAGGGAGGGGCCUGGCGCUUCCAGAGCUCCCACACAUGGUGGGCAUUGCACCAGGUGCUCCAUGGCAUUGAUCUCAUGUGAUCUUUGCUGUGACCCUGAAAUGGGUAGCAUUGGCUGUGCAGGUUAGGAACCUGAGGUUCACAGAAGUUACACAGCUUGAGGACAUUGCUCAAAAUUGUCCCAGUCCAGAUUUGACUGGGAUUUGUUCAAUUUAUUACCCAUUUGUUGAGGGUGUGCUGUUUCCAACAGUUCUUUCUUCCAUUAGUUUUGGUUCCAUUAAUCUGAAUUUUCUCAGUCUAAUCUAGCAGAGUUGCAGUGCUGGACAUGAACAUAUAUAUGCAUCAAACCCAUCCUUAGGGCUAUAGGAGUUACUGCUAAAAAAGCGUCGGGGCAUGGGGGUCAUGGGAGCAAUAAUUUUUUUUAGGUUGUAAAUACUGAGUGCCUCCUCUGUGUAUACACAGUACCAGGUACUAUUGGAGAACACACACACAAAAAAAAUCUGAGUUGUGGCUCUUGGUAGAAAUAAACUGCAGGACCUAACCGGGAAAAUAAGAUGAAUUAAUUUUACUAACGGUGUGGUCCAUCCCAGGGCUUCUCAAACUUUCACGAGCAUACAAAGCAUCUGGGAAUCCUGUUAAAAUGCAGGUUCUGCUUUAGUGAGUCUGGGGUGAGCCUGAUGUUCUGCAUUUCUAACAAGCGACCAGGCAAUGCUGUUGCUGCGGGUCCAUGGACCACACUUGAAUAGUGAGAGUCCAGCAUUACACAACCCAGGAAGUGUAAGAAGAAAGUUCAGACCGGUACACUUGGGGCUGUGCUGCAGCACGCUUUGAGGAGGCCAAGAGGUGUUCCCAGGGAGACAGGCAGCCGGCAAAGCAAUAUGGCUGGCAGGAUCAGAUGGACUCCAGUGUCAGCCAGUCCUAAACUCCCAUUUUAACUUCACUGCUCACAAUCUGUGUAGCCUCAAACAAUAACUUCACUCUUCAAGACUCAGUUGUUUAGUGAUAAAUGAGAAUCAUAACAUACAUUUCAUGACACUAA